Messenger RNA from Sesamum indicum (sesame), 2189 nucleotides. Its product is annotated as LEAF RUST 10 DISEASE-RESISTANCE LOCUS RECEPTOR-LIKE PROTEIN KINASE-like 1.2. The record is from RefSeq and is a predicted model, not a curated record. Gene Ontology annotation, biological process: protein phosphorylation. Lineage: Eukaryota; Viridiplantae; Streptophyta; Magnoliopsida; Lamiales; Pedaliaceae. Gene Ontology annotation, molecular function: ATP binding; polysaccharide binding; protein kinase activity.
GGUGGGCGUCAUGUUUUCUUGCUUCGCUGUAUCGAGUAGACAUACAUGUGAUAAUAUUAUUUAGUCUUCAUCUGUUUCCGUUAUUGCAUUUUCUCAAGAUUUAGAUUUCCAUGUUAAGGAAAUGUACAAUAGGCACACUUUCUUGGUAUGUUUAGACAUCUGUGUACUUUGUGUUAUAUUGUUAUCGAAGAGAUCUUGCGGGUCCGAUUAUCGGUAUGAAGCAUGCGUGCCGAGGAAUUGCGGCAAUGGUCCGAACAUUAGCUUUCCGUUCUCUAUUCCAGGCCUGCAAGAACCUUAUUGUGGAUACCCUGGAUUUACGCUAAACUGUAGCCAACAAGGGUUUCCAGUACUUCAGUUGCCUGAAAAUGAAUAUGUCGUCCAAGAUAUUUCCUAUCAGACACGAACUCUCCGCGUAUAUGACGCAGCUGUUUGGAAUUCAUACGCUACUGGUUGUUUUCCAGGAAUCAGAAACACGACUCUCCCGACAAGCACGUUCGGUUUCUCCGGUAACGUGACACGGCUCCGUUUGUUCUCCAACUGCACUAAUUCGUCGCCCGAGAAUCUUUGGAGGCACAGAGUUGGCUGUGAUGGGAAUGGUAGAGAUAGAUGGGAUUUGGCGAUAUAUGAUAAGGAUGAGAAUUUUACAAAUAUUGCAUUGAAAAACUGCGAGAGAAACGUGGUUGCACCGGUAGAAGAUGAUGGAAACAGCGGCCCAGGAAAUGUUGAUGAAGUCUUGAGAAGGGGGUUUGUCUUGAACUGGACAGCAAGUGACUGCAGCAAAUGCGAAAAAAGUGGUGGGCGGUGCGGCUUCAAUGCGACUAUUUACCAUUUUAGAUGCUUCUGCCCCGGCAGGCCUCAUUCUAGGAGAUGCAGACCUGAAAAAAGAAAUGAGUCGGUGCUGAUAUUAGCCACAGCUAUAUCUGGAGGUGGAGCCGUCCUUCUUCUGUGCUUAUUGAUCUCGUUUGUACUCUGGCAUUGUAAGAAGAGGAUCAAGAAAGUUCACUUCCUUUCAAGAAACACAUCCUCUGAUCCCUCCUCAAAAUCGGACAUUGAAACCGGGAGAAGCUACUUUGGCAUCCCUAUUUUCUCUUACACAGAGCUUGAAGUGGCCACCGGUAACUUUGAUGCUUCUAAAGAACUUGGAGAUGGAGGCUUUGGAGCUGUGUACCAUGGAAAGCUCCAGGAUGGAAGAGAAGUAGCAAUAAAGCGCCUGUACGAGCACAACUACCGCAGAGUGGAGCAAUUCAUGAAUGAAAUCAAGAUCCUUACAUGUUUGAGGCACAAGAAUCUUGUUUCGUUGUACGGUUGCACGUCCAGGAGAAGCAAGGAACUUCUGCUUGUUUAUGAAUACAUUCCAAAUGGCACAGUGGCCGAUCAUCUGCACGGUGAGAAAGCCCAAAAAGCACCUCUGUCUUGGCCCGUCCGCAUGAACAUUGCCAUAGAAACUGCAUCAGCAUUGGCUUACCUCCACAAAUCGGACAUAAUCCACCGUGAUGUCAAGACAGACAACAUAUUACUCGACAACAACUUCUGUGUCAAAGUUGCUGAUUUCGGGCUCUCAAGACUCUGUCCUAAUAACGUCACACACGUCUCAACUGCCCCUCAGGGUACUCCUGGAUACGUCGAUCCUGAAUAUCACCAGUGCUACCAGCUCACUGAUAAGAGCGACGUAUACAGCUUCGGUGUUGUUCUAGUUGAGCUGCUUUCCUCUAUGCCUGCUGUGGAUAUAAGCAGGAGCAGGGACGAAAUCAACUUGGCUAACUUAGCCGUGAACAGGAUUCUAAAGCAUGCUUUUGAUGAACUGUUGGACCCGUCGCUAGGAUAUGAUUAUGAUGCUGAAGUCAAAAGGAUGAGUACUUCAGUGGCUGAGUUAGCAUUCCGGUGUUUGCAACUUGAGAAGGAAAUGAGGCCUUCAAUGGAUGAGGUUUUGAGUGUUCUGGAGGAGAUUCGGAGCGGUGAGGAGUCGAAAUUUGAGGAUGUAAGAGAGGGUAGUGAUCAUAAUUGUGUGAGUGGAAAGAUGUGGUCAGAAACAGAUGAUGUUGUAUUGUUGAAGAACAUGAAUUUUGAGUCCUCACCUAAUGCUGUGACUGAUGUAUGGGUUAGUAGCUCUACCAUAACAAGUUCAGUUGGCUGAGAUUUUCUCUCUUAUAUGUUUCCUUUCAAUUUAGUUGCUUAGGUAUAAUUGGUAA